Messenger RNA from Talaromyces proteolyticus, 2522 nucleotides. Its product is annotated as putative potassium channel. Gene Ontology annotation, cellular component: membrane. Gene Ontology annotation, molecular function: potassium ion leak channel activity. The coding region runs from base 276 to 2342 and encodes 688 amino acids. Gene Ontology annotation, biological process: stabilization of membrane potential; potassium ion transmembrane transport. The transcript has a single exon. The record is from RefSeq and is a predicted model, not a curated record. NCBI's taxonomy places the organism in Eukaryota, Fungi, Ascomycota, Eurotiomycetes, Eurotiales, Trichocomaceae.
UCACCUUCGAUUACGACAUGAUCGCCACCUCAAAUUAAAGUGCAUCAUAGUAGUGCCAGUAUGGUGCCGGGCUUGAGCUUGUCUGGAGUACGGCCUGGGACAUUGCGCAAAAUCAUGAUUUGUAGGCGAGAUGCCGGUUUUCUGGUUUCCGCUCAACAGCCGCAAAACCUACUAAAAUCCAUACUCCUCAAAGCCGUUAAUGGAUGAUACUUGGAUCCAUGCGAUUUUGCUUUACUCAAACAAGGCCACUUUAAUUAUUCGUGACCGUGAAAGCCAUGAACGAUCCCGGUUUCGAUGAGGCUAUUGCCGAAACGGCUAAUGAUGCUGAAAAUCGGAAGCAAGAUGGCUCGUCAUUGCGCAGUUUCGACAGGCACGAUCCAGAUACAAGUCUUCAUUGGGUAUCAGCAGACAGAGAGCUUUCUCACUACCUACAGCCUGCACGAUGGUGGUACGCAAGCACCGAGAUCCCGCUCAUAGCAGCAACAUUUGGGCCCAUGGCGAAUGCAUUCAGUGUUUGUUCUCUGUCUCAGCACUGGCGAGAAAUUGUUAAACCAGGAGGUCCGCCGAUAGAUCAAGCAGAGACACUACCCGAUCCUCCAACAAUCAUUGCCCUUAAUGCAGUGUCUCUCGUGGCGGCUCUGAUUGCAAAUUUUUGUUUGCUUAUGACGAUGACGCAGAGAAUGAGCUUUAGCAUUGCACAGCCUAUUGUUAUUGUUGGCUGGUAUAUAUCCUCCAUUUUAUUGACGAUUAUUUUAAUUAUUGCUGCUCGUGACGUGGCUUCUCAAAGUCAAACCGCACCCGGCCUUCAGAUGACUGAAGGGUAUUAUUACGGAGCAAUCGCUGCUGGUCUCUACUUUUUACUUUCAACAUUCCUCCUCUUCACGGUAUAUGGAGCUUUCAAGGGUCACUACAGCAAACAGUUCCAUCUUACCAAGAGCCAGAGAACCUUAAUGAUCCAAACCACUGCGUUUUUCGUAUAUCUACUAGCGGGCUCGGCGGUAUACUCGAAAAUCGAAGGAUGGCGCUUCACCGACGCCGUAUGGUGGUCUGACUUUACCAUUUUAACUAUUGGUAUUGGAUACCCGGCCCCAAAAACGCACUUAGGACGUGGCCUGCUCUUCCCCUAUGCUUUCGGUGGAAUUCUCAUAGUCGGUAUCGUCAUUAGUUCAAUCCGUUCGUUGGUCAUGGAACGUGGGAAGACAAAAAUGAGCAGGCGCUUGAUUGAGAAAUCCCGCCAAGUCGGUGUGAAGAAGCUAGCCGCCAAAUACGGUAAUUUCAAUAGCCAGUCAGCUAAAGGUGGUUUCGCCAGAUUCUUCUUCAAGAAAAGUGUCCCAGAUGACCAAAGGCAAGAGAAACCAGACGAAAUGGAGCUUCGCAGACGGGAAUUCUUCGCUAUGCGCCAUGUAAGAGAAAUUGCAAAUCUGCAACAUCGCUGGUUAUCACUCCUGUCCUCCACUAUUGCUGUCGCUCUUCUGUGGUGUAUUGGAGCUUUAAUCUUUGAACAUGCCGAGGCCUAUCAGGAGUGGACCUAUUUCGAUGGCAUGUAUUAUGCCUACACUAGUCUGCUCACCAUAGGUUAUGGUGAUAUAUACAACAUAACCAAUUGGGGCCGAGUGUUCUUCGUCUUUUGGUCCUUGCUUGCCGUGCCUACCAUGACGAUCUUUAUUUCUAACAUGGGCAAUACUGUGAUACGGGCAUUCCGAGACUUCGUCGACUAUCUUGGUGAACUGACUAUCCUUCCCGGAGAAAUGGGGUAUAGAGCACGCAUAAAACAAGUCUAUGAAAGAGCAAAAGCCAUAUUGCUUCUCUCUGAUGAAAAGGGACCAGAAAGGACCUCAAAAGAGAAACCCUCUGAUGAGAACGGCGAGCAGAAUCAAUCAAUAUCUCGUGCAGAAGAAGCCCUAGAAGAGGAGCAGCUCAGAGAAGAACAAGAAGCACGGGAACAUGGCGAUGUGCUUGCCGAAAACAUUCACCAUCAUCAGUUCCUACUCAUCAAGGAGCUGCGCCAGAUGUUCAAAUACAUCAAUAUGACCCCACCCAAAGAAUUUGAGUAUGAAGAGUGGGUGUAUUUUCUCAAACUUCUUGGUGAAGAGGAAGCUCAUGAUAAAUCUCAUCGUAAACCUUACAUUGACGCUUCUGAGGGCGGCAAAGAGGAAGACCGAGGGAAGUGGAGCUGGAUUGGACAUCGCAGUCCGCUUUUGGGUGACAAGCAGGAGGCCGAAUGGCUGCUCGAGGCACUGGCGGAUAAGUUAGAGAGAGGACUAAGACAACUCAGUGAUGAGUACCGGAGACGAAACAGUGAAAGAUGUGAAGACGCAAAUGAUAAUGUAGAGGACCGAUGAUCCCCAAGUAUAUAUUUCUGAAACCGCAUAAAGUUCAUACUUCAGAUGGUCGCGGUGUCACCUCUGCAACCUGUCACCAUGUAUUAGUUUUAGUCACGUCGAUUGACUCAUAUGUCAGCGUCUUUGUUAGCUUCAUGAUUCUUUUGAUUUAUACAUGUGUCUUUCUAACUCUUCCCACCA